AUGGCCGAAUCACCAAGCGCCAGCGCAUCACAAGAUACAGAACAAACACAUGGUCGGUCUGAAUAUGAGCCCCAAUCUCUGAUAAAUGACUCUUCUACCGCUCAAAACGACGAAGUGGUCGAUGAGAACACCAAUAAGCGUCAGAUGGAGAGUGAAGAACCAGAAGCCAAACGUUCACACCAAGAAGAAACCCCAGAUUAUAUUCAAAGUCUCUCUCGAAAAGAGGAUCUGUCUACGCCAGGACCAGCGUCUUCCUCGGUAUACAAGGACCCGAAGAAGGAGAUUCCAGCAUGGAUGAAGAGUAAAGCACAGCGGUCUGAAGCGAACAAGUAUGAUAAGUACGGUGGAAGAUCUGCAGCUGCAAGAGAGCAAACAGCAGCAGCUUCAAAGUACGAUAAGUAUGCAAAGUAUGGUGCCAAAGACGAUAGGUACCUGAAGUAUGGUGCUAAACCAGAGAAUACGGAUUCCAGGGUCGUUCGCCGUGAAGAGCCUGAGCCUGAAAGGGAUCCACGUAGAGGGCCCAGUGCUAGAGAGCCAAUUGAGCCUCAAGGUGAUGGGGAGCCUCCUGUGGCAGCAUACACCAGUGUUCCAUCGCUCGGUGGAGCUGGACAGAAGAGCGAAUAUAGACCGUUCCAGAGCAGUAUCGCUCAUAAGGAGAACAAGGACAUCAACAGCAUUGUGAGACAACAUUAUAAUCAAAGAACGUUCCAGCUGCGAAUGCAAGGCUCCAGAACUAGGUCGCCUAUUUAUAAGAUGAGAAACUUCAACAAUGCCAUCAAGUACAUGUUGCUUGGUAACCAUGUCAAGCGCCUGCUGCCUGGAGCCCAGCUUGUGCUUCUAGAUUUCUGUUGCGGUAAAGGAGGCGACUUGAACAAGUGUGAAUUCGUCCACGUGGAUCAGUAUAUUGGCGUGGACAUUUCAGAUGCAUCGGUGAAGGAAGCGUAUUCGAGAUACUCUCAAAACAAGGCAAGGUUUAUUCCUCAGAACCCACAAGCCAAGAGGUCCAGAGACUCUAAGAGAUAUAACUUUGAGGCUUGUUUCGCUACUGGAGAUUUGUUCACCUACAGUCUACCCGAGAUUCUUGAACCUAACUUCCCAGGUAUCAUGGACGGGUUGUUUCCCGUUGAUUGUGUGAGUGUUCAAUUUUCUUUUCAUUAUGCAUGGGAGACGGAGUCCAAAGUGCGUACCGUCCUUACAAACAUCACUCGGUCGUUACGGCCGGGAGGUACUUUCAUCGGUACAAUUCCAUCAUCUGACUUUAUUAGGGAGAAGAUUGUGAACAAGGAAUUUUACGAGAAGAACACAUUCGGUAACGAUUUAUACCAUGUACGCUUCGAGAAUGAUCCCCCAGAGGAUGGUGUGUUCCGAGAACCAUUCGGUAACCGGUAUGACUAUUUCUUGAAAGACGCAGUGGACGAUGUUCCUGAAUAUGUGGUGCCAUUUGAGUACUUCAGAUCGUUAUGUGAAGACUUUGGGUUGAUCUUGCGAUACAAAAAGAACUUCACGGAUAUUUUCAACCAAGAAAUCCCAAAGUACUUCAACAAACUCAACAAGAACUUAGUCGACGGCAUGAAACGAGCCGAUGGUAAGUAUGGUGUGGAAGGCGCCGAGAAGGAAGCCGUGGCAUUUUAUGUUGGUUUCGUUUUUGAAAAGCUUGGAAACUAG
Messenger RNA from Candidozyma haemuli, 1665 nucleotides. RefSeq names its product mRNA (guanine-N7)-methyltransferase (gene ABD1). Gene Ontology annotation, molecular function: mRNA 5'-cap (guanine-N7-)-methyltransferase activity. Gene Ontology annotation, biological process: 7-methylguanosine mRNA capping. Gene Ontology annotation, cellular component: nucleus. Bases 1 to 1665 code for a protein of 554 amino acids. NCBI's taxonomy places the organism in Eukaryota, Fungi, Ascomycota, Pichiomycetes, Serinales, Metschnikowiaceae. The transcript has a single exon. The record is from RefSeq and is a predicted model, not a curated record.